AUGCCUGACAGUGAUCAAAAGAUGAUACAAGCUGAACAGGGCAAUAUUCGGCCCAUGACACCCAACAAUAAUGACCCAAUGAGAGUGUUUGACAAUGAAAAAGUCGAGAUCUAUGAUCAAUCACACGUUUCUUUUGAAAGCAUACCCAGCCGAAGCUAUACUGCACCCACUGAGCCCAAACCUCAUAGAGGUUUGAAUGCUCGUCACAUUCAAAUGAUUUCCCUCGGUGGUUGUAUUGGGCAAGUAGCAAUUACUGGUUUGUUCUUGAACUCUGGACAAAACAUUUCUGAGGCUGGUCCUGCAGGUGCAUUGAUUGCCUAUUGUGUCAUUGGUUUAAUGGUACUACAGAACAACAAUAUAUGCAGGCUUCAAGUCGUUUACUGUCUUAUGACUUGUCUUGGCGAAAUGUCAACUUAUAUGCCAGUCUCUGGUUCUUUUAAUCACUAUGCUACACGUUUUGUUGACCCAGCUUUGGGUUUCGCCCUUGGUUGGAAUUAUUGGCUUUCGGCUGUUACUAUUGCUACUGGUAAACUCUCCAUUCCUUCGUUGGAAAUUUCUGCUGCUGCGACUAUCAUCAAUUGGUGGAAGCCAGUUAUGCCUGAUCCUGCUUGGUCCACCAUUUUUAUGCUUUUGGUUUUGGCAAUUAACUUGGUUGGGGUGAAGCUUUAUGGUGAAUUAGAAUACUGGUUUGCUUUACUCAAAAUUUUAAUUGUUAUUGUCUUUAUCAUUAUUGCUUUGUGUGUCACAACUGGCGGUCUUGGUGACCAAGUUAUUGGCUUCAAAUACUGGAGUGAUCCCGGAGCCUUUGUGAAUGGUGGUCUUGGUACAUUGAACGUCUUACUCUCUGCUGGUUUCUCUUUCAUGGGUACUGAAAUUGUCGGUAUCACUGCUGGUGAAGCAAAGAACCCUACCAGAACUGUUCCCCGUGCUAUUCGUAACACUUUCUGGCGUAUUAUCUUUUUCUAUAUCAUCACUAUCUUCUUGUUAGGCAUGUGUCUUCCUUACAACAACCCCAACUUGGCCAAUUCCAAUGGUGAUCCAGGCACUGCUUCCUUCACUCUUGUCUUUAGUCUUGCUGGUAUUGAAGUUGGUGCCCACAUCAUCAAUGCUGUCAUUUUGGUCAGUGUCCUGUCUGCUGCCAACUCUUCUCUUUAUACUUGUUCUCGUACUCUUUUGGGUCUUGCCAAGGAUGGUAAUGCUCCUCGCUUCAUGGGCAACUUAAACCGUUGGGGUGCUCCUUACUGGGCUGUCAUUAUCUCUUCUAUCAUUGGUUUCCUUUGUGUCUUUGUCUCUAUCUAUAGUGCCUCUGUUGCCUUUGUUUGGUUCUUGAGUGUUACUGCUGUCAGUGGCUUCAUUAGUUGGUGGGGUAUUGCUGUUGUUCACAUUCGUUUUAGACGUGCCUUUAAGGCACAAGGUCGUAGCAUGGAAGAUUUGCCCUACAAGGCUUUCUGUUACCCUUGGACUUCUAUCAUCGCUAUUGCCUUAACUACCUUUGUUACCUUUGGUCAAGGUUAUACUUCAUUCACACCUACAUUUGAUGCUGUUAAUUUUGUUACUGCUUACAUCGGUCUUGUCCCUGUUGCUGUCUGGUAUAUUGGUUACAAGAUCAUUAGAAAAUCAAAACUUGUUCCUUUGAAGGAAGUUGACUUUGAUACAGGUCGUGUUACACACCUUGAUAUUGAGAAAGACAAGGAAAUGGAUGAAAUUUUGCCUUGGUACAGAAAAGCACUUUCUUGGAUCCUGUAA
This is a messenger RNA of Gilbertella persicaria, 1746 nucleotides long. Its product is annotated as amino acid permease/ SLC12A domain-containing protein. Gene Ontology annotation, cellular component: membrane. NCBI's taxonomy places the organism in Eukaryota, Fungi, Mucoromycota, Mucoromycetes, Mucorales, Choanephoraceae. The transcript is spliced from 10 exons. Gene Ontology annotation, biological process: amino acid transmembrane transport. The record is from RefSeq and is a predicted model, not a curated record. Bases 1 to 1746 code for a protein of 581 amino acids. Gene Ontology annotation, molecular function: amino acid transmembrane transporter activity.